Molecule: messenger RNA, 2693 nt
Organism: Chara braunii
Lineage: Eukaryota; Viridiplantae; Streptophyta; Charophyceae; Charales; Characeae
Source: the annotation of a GenBank genome assembly
GUCUACAGGAUGAUAGUCCUUACCUUGGCGAUCCCCACAGGCUUGCAUACAAGGCCCCCGCCUUCUACUGUACCAGGGUGGCUCUUCGCAGAAGAACGGUACCGUAAUAUGGCAAUUCAACAUUGGCUUUACUGGAUACAGCUCCGACAUGUGGAUCAGUCUGCCCUCCAGUGGCUAGCAGAUGGCACGACAGCCCUGGCUCGACUACUCAAGCAGGCCGUACUCGCCUCCAAACGUUCACGGCGGCUGGCGGCGGAGGCAUUUAUUAGAAGGGUGUUGGAUUUGGGCGACGACCCGCCAACGGAAGAAGGGGAGGAGGAAUGGUGGAUGCAAUGGGCGGCGCUGCAGGUGGAAUGGGAGGAAUGGCAACUCAAGGACGCGGAAGCUUGGGGACUGCGCAGCAAAGCUCAAUGGACACUGGCGGCGGGCCGCAUGACAAAUACAUUUUUUCGUCGGCUCCGUACGAGACAGCCGGCCUCCGCCAUGAUGACCCUGCAGCCACCAUUCCAACAGGACGGCCCAGUGGCUGAGGAUACCCAGCACAUUCUGCACUUUGCCCAUCAAUACUACUCCUAUCUUUUACCGGAGGAGCAGCCUUGGACCCCGGAGGAAAUCGCAGCAGAGCCAGCCGCGGCGAUUUGGCAGAAGAUCACUACCGCACUGACCGACUCAGACAGCGCGGAGCUCGAUGGGCCAAUCAUGGAGCACGAGGUCUGUGAAGCCCUGGCGGAUCUGCCAGCCGGCAAAGCUCCGGGACCAGAUGGAAUGCCAGUCGAGCACCUCAAGUCCUGCCUGGACGUCCUCUUGCUGCAUCUCCUUGAGGGCUUCAACGAUAUAAGACUGGGAGCUUGGCCUCGCAACGAUCAUUCUAGCUUAAGACAACGACGAUUUGGCCCGCGGUUCCUCUCUAUGGUGCGGUGCCUCUUGGCCUCGACAACAUCUCGACUCUUGAUCAACGACUAUGUGUCGGAUCCGAUUGCGAUCACUCGCUCAGUCCGUCAAGGCUGCCCACUGUCCCCUGCACUAUAUGCAUUGUAUGUUGAACACUUGCAUGACAUGCUCCGGGCGGACGAUGAAUUGGAGGGAUUGAAGCUCCCCGGGGGUCGACAACUCAAAUCAUCGGCGUUAGCGGACGAUACUGGAGCGGUCACUGCAACUACGUUGGUUAGCGUCCGAGCGCUGCGUACCCAGGUGGGCACCUUCGAGAAGUUUGCUGGGGCACGCAUGAACUGGCACAAAACGGUGGCGUUGGUACCGGAUCUCAAUGCGGCCCCGCUGUUCGAGGAAAUGAGAGUCCAGCCGAUGACGGAAGCUGCAUCCUACCUCGGCAUUAAGCUCCCUCGCGCCCUCACUGAUGGCUCCCAGAUGGAGCAGUUGAUGCGGAAAGCGGCCACGCGACUCGCAUUCCGCAGGAAAACACUGGACGCCGGGAUCUUCGGCCGAGUGCUCCUAGCGAACACCGCGGCGUCUGCGAUGCUCUGGUACGCGGCCCCCGUCUCAACCCAAGACCCGGUCCCGCAGCGGGAAUACCGAACGGCGCUCUCCAAGUUCGUCUGGAAGAACGACCCCUUCGCCCCCCACGCAAUCCAUCAGGUCGCUUGGCGCAAGCUCAUCCAACCCAAGGCAGGCCGGGGAUUGGGGCUGAUUGACCCGGCCACACAGAUUCAGGCGCUGCAAUUGCGGACGGUGAUUUGGCUUCUGUUGGAGCAGGAUGACGCGCCCUGGAAGCUCUUGACCUUGCAGACCAUGGCUGAAGCGGCGCGACUGCACCCAACGGAUAUGGAGCUGGCCCUCCUGCAACCAGCCAUCCUCACGGGUCUUAAGAGAGGCGCCCUGUGGUCCCCAUUCCUGAAGGCAUGGCGGGACCUGGCCCCGCUGGAGCUCGAGCCACCGUCGUCGCUUGACCACAUUCUUCAACAGCCCUUGUUUGGCAACCCCCGGAUCCGGGAUAGUAAUGGCGAGCGGUUUCCAUGGGCAGGGGCUAGAGGGGCCUUUGGCAAGGCAUGGCUAAGGGCGGGAGUGGCGAUAAUAGCGGACCUGUGGGACCUGCAGACCAAUGAGUGGCAGCAAGAGUCGGCUCUGCUGAAACAGUUGGAUGGUCAGACGCAUAAACAGCAACGGCUGCACCAAAUCCAGCAGGCGAUCCCGAAGGAAUGGCUGGCUGCGCUCAGAGCGAGGCAGAGAUUUGAUGGGGAGUGGGUGGUGCUGAGCACUGACAACUCGGCCCGCCUACUAUUCCAGAUCACGGCACGUGUUGGGGAGUCCUGGUUGGUCGUUGAAGCAUGGGAGAACCCGCCCUCUGACACUGCACUUGGCCCCCCCUUGGUUUGCUCCCCGAGCAGGGACGGCUGGGUGCCCAGGGACCUCGUCCGAUCGGUCUCGGUGGUCACGGACAGGCGAGGCCUUGCCCGGCGAGCACAUCACGCCUUCAGACAGGAGAAGCGUCCAGCGCAGCUGGCACUGGAUCCGGCCAUGUGGCAGUGGCGAAAGCAAGGCCUCCAAUGCCAUGAUCUCCCACUCCAUCAAGUAUCCACCAAGGUUAUCUAUCGUUCACUGACCACCCCCUACCGAAUCGAUUAGAAGCUGCAACAUCGCUGGACCCGCAAGGGAUGGUUGACGGGGGGCUCCCCCAUCAGAUGGUCCCCAACUAGGUGGAAAUCUAUGCCCGCCCGCCUCCAGUCGCUCCCCAAUGU